GCUCUUGCUCUUGUGUCCAGUGCAGUCCAGUGUCCGAUGCCAACUGGAUGUCAACAGGUUUCAAGAGAGAUGGUGAUUGACAAUAACCGCGAAUGAACUUCAAUCUUCGAAAAAACACGUGGAGACACGCAAAGCUAGAUUUCAAAUUAUUAUCGAACUUUCAACUAUGGCGAUGAGCAAAUUUGAAUACGUGAAACAGUUUGAACGAGAUGAUUCUUGUUUACCUAAUUGUUGGAUCGUGGUUAGGAUUGACGGGCGAAGUUUUUCCAAAUUUUCUGCUGCUCAUCAAUUUAUUAAACCUAACGAUGCUGCAGCUUUAGAGCUAAUGAAUCGUGCAGCUAUCACCGUCAUGGAAGACUUCAGGGAAAUUGUUCUGGCAUUUGGUCAGAGUGAUGAAUAUUCAUUUGUAUUCAGGAAAGAUACACAGCUGUUUAAGCGUAGAGCUUCCAAGUUGAUGUCUAACGUGAAUUCCUUGUUUACUUCAUCCUAUGUAUUUCAUUGGCCUCGUAUCAUGGGGAAUAAAGAACUCCGCUAUCCACCCUCGUUUGAUGCUCGUGUUGUUCUUUAUCCAACUGAUAAAAACCUAAGAGAUUAUUUAUCCUGGAGGCAAGCUGAUGUCCAUGUUAAUAAUCUAUAUAAUACUUGUUUCUGGAACCUUGUUUUAAAGAGACAAAUGACAUCUGCGCAGGCAGGUGAGAAAUUAAAGGGAACACUAUCAUCACACAAAAAUGAAUUGCUGUUCCAAGAGUUUGGAAUAAAUUACAAUGAUGAACCAGCAUCUUUUCGAAAAGGUACUACCCUCAUUCGAAAAUUAGCGCCUGAUGGGAAUGGUAAACUGAAACCUAUAGUUGUAUCUCUGGUAGAUGACAUCAUUGGUGAUCGUUUUUGGAAAGAAAAUCAUGAAGUGAUAGGACUAAAAAGUUUGGCGACUUAUCAGCGUUUAACUGCGACGAAUAACUCUACUUCAAAUACAGUGCCUACCCCUAUACACUAUAUAAAUAAUAUAUCACCUUCCUCUAAAGGUAAUCAGUUAAAUUCCAUAAGAGACGAUUCACAUACAGAAGGAAAUCGUGUAUUAAAUAGAGAAAUAAUGCAGUGCAAUCCAACUAAUAGUGAACAACUACAUAACAAAUAAGUAGUUUUUUCCUAUAAUAUAAAUAAUAUCGUAUUCCUGGAUAUGCUAUACCAGUUUCACACCAUAUUAGGAACAAUCAGUGAAUGAUAAUGGAGUACUGUGAAAAUAUUCCAUUAAAAGCAGUUUGUUAAAGAAUAUGUAUGUGCAUCUUGACACGUGACUGUAAUAUAUAAGAUAGUUUUAUAUGUAAGUAUAUAAAACAACAUAAUUAUUUUCAUAUUAAGAAAAUGUCAUUGAGUAUUGAGCAUUUCCAUAUCUAUGGUCUAUUAAAUCACUAUAGUACUUGUUAUAAGUGGAAUGCGUUUUAACUUUAUUAGUUUAUACAGUUUGCAGUUAUUAAAUUAACAAUUACACCAAGGGAUAAUACAAUGCAAGACAGUGCUUGACACCGAAGAAUAUAAUAAAAUACACUAUAUACAUA
Messenger RNA from Cephus cinctus (wheat stem sawfly), 1556 nucleotides. RefSeq names its product probable tRNA(His) guanylyltransferase (gene THG). The transcript has 3 exons. Gene Ontology annotation, molecular function: tRNA guanylyltransferase activity; magnesium ion binding. Bases 167 to 1135 code for a protein of 322 amino acids. Gene Ontology annotation, biological process: tRNA modification. The record is from RefSeq and is a predicted model, not a curated record. Lineage: Eukaryota; Metazoa; Arthropoda; Insecta; Hymenoptera; Cephidae.